This is a messenger RNA of Salvia splendens (bonfire salvia), 1281 nucleotides long. RefSeq names its product protein LIGHT-DEPENDENT SHORT HYPOCOTYLS 3. The record is from RefSeq and is a predicted model, not a curated record. Gene Ontology annotation, biological process: response to light stimulus; mRNA transcription. The transcript has a single exon. Gene Ontology annotation, cellular component: nucleus. NCBI's taxonomy places the organism in Eukaryota, Viridiplantae, Streptophyta, Magnoliopsida, Lamiales, Lamiaceae. The coding region runs from base 406 to 936 and encodes 176 amino acids.
AUCGACAAAACCUACCCCAAGCAAAGCAUUCAUACAAGAAUUCAUUGUUUCCACUAUUUAGUAUUUACCCAAUCAUAUGAUCUCUCUCUUCAUCAACAAACACAUCUUCACUCACUAAAAUAGCAAUUUCCUAAUAUGUCAUUCAAGAAACUCCACUAUCGUCUUUCCGCUUUGUUUUUUUAAGUAUUAUCCAUACUUCUACUUUCAUCAAACCCUUCAAUCAUACAUAGAUUCACCUUAAUUUCAUGCUGCAAAAAAUUAUUCCGAAACCCCAAUCUCUCCCUUUCCAAAUAUACAAAACCCUAACUAGCUACAACCUUCAUUUUUAGCAACAAUAAAAACCAUUUCUUCUAGUAUUUCUGUUUUCCCCUCUUCUGACAUACUAUAAAAUUCAGUCACGCAGUUAUGGAUGUGGAAUGCCCCAACUCGGACAGCAUCAGCAACAACAACGACAACAACAACAAUCCAAACUCGUCCUCAUCCGCGGCGACGCUGAGCCGCUACGAGAACCAGAAGCGGCGCGACUGGAACACCUUCGGGCAGUACCUAAAGAACCACCGGCCCCCGCUGUCGCUGAGCCGGUGCAGCGGGGCCCACGUGCUUGAGUUCCUCCGCUACCUCGACCAGUUCGGGAAGACGAAGGUGCACAACCCCAUCUGCCCCUUCUUCGGCCACCCGGUCCCCCCCGCCCCCUGCCCCUGCCCGCUCCGCCAGGCCUGGGGCAGCCUCGACGCCCUCGUAGGCCGCCUCCGCGCCGCCUACGAAGAAAACGGCGGGAAGCCUGAAACCAACCCUUUCGGCGCCAGGGCAGUCCGCCUCUACCUGCGCGAGGUCCGCGAUAUGCAGUCCAAGGCAAGGGGAGUCAGCUACGAGAAGAAGAAGAGGAAGCGCCCGCUGCCGCACACGGCCGUUCCGCCGCCGGGUGAAGGUUUAUGAUUGGUUAGUUAAUUAGCAUGCGAGGCUCCUCCCCCUUCCUAGCUUCUUUUAAUUUGUUUCGUAAUUUUCGAGAAUAUGAUCAGCUAGAUCUUAAUUUUAGAAUUAAUAGUAGUGGAGUAACAUUUAGUUUAUGUUUAAAGUUUGGAUUAUGGGGGUUGCUUAUGAUCACUUAUGAAUAUGAGGUUUUGAUUUGGGGGAAAAGAAAAAAAAAACUGUUGCAGUUUGAAGUCCAUAAACAGUUGCUGUCCGGAAAAAGGCUGUUGGAAUAGUAGUAAUAUUAUGAUGUAUCAAAUCUCAUAAAUUUCUGCGAUUUCAUAAACGCGUCAGAUUUUCUUGUUGGGAUUA